This is a messenger RNA of Pieris macdunnoughi, 1695 nucleotides long. Lineage: Eukaryota; Metazoa; Arthropoda; Insecta; Lepidoptera; Pieridae. The record is from the annotation of a GenBank genome assembly.
AUGGAGAUUACGUUUAGUUAUACAAAGAAGAGAUGCGAAUUCGGGCGACAGCCUCUAUUUUGCGAGCAGGGCCCGGAACUAUGUGACUCGGUGCCGCCUAACCCCGCCGAGCAUAAGCAUUAUAUUCUACGCAACCCGGUGCACCAGCCUACCCAGAAUACUCCUUGCUUCUCCGAGCACUACAUCAACACAAUAAGAGCGGAGUACACAACUACUGGAGCCAAUCAUGCUGAAGGUGGGUGGCCAAAAGACGUGAAUGUGGUCGACCCCGAAGCAACACAGCGAUAUCGAAGAAAAAUUGAGAAAGAUGACAAUUACAUCCAUUGUGUUAUGUCUCUAGCACCAGGUAUGGAUCACUACGUGUUGCAAAACAAUGCGAUCGAUAUGUACCGCACAUAUUACGCUGAAAUGGCGACACUGCCGCAAGUAGAGCGUAACAGUUGCCGUACUGUCAACGUGUACCGCGACCCCAUGGGCCCGCGCCCCAUCGCCGCCAUCAGCUGGCAGCCUGAUGGUGGACAACGAUUUGCCGUCGCCUACUUAGAUGUGGACUUCAAUCGCAUCUCACGAGCCUCCUUACUUUCUUACAUCUGGGAUGUGGAAAACGCCAAUGAUCCUGAAGUAGCGUUAGUGCCACCCGUACCACUGCUUGACCUGCAGUUCAAUCCACGGGAACGAAAUACUCUGGCAGGUGGACUUCUCAACGGGCAGGUAGGCGUAUGGGACCGGCGGCGCGGUGGUGUCCCGGUCAUGCUUUGCGCGCCGCACGUAGCACACCGAGAUCUUGUGCGUAACGUGAUCUUUAUCAACUCAAAGUCAGGGCAGGAGUUCUUUUCGGGAGGGCCAGAUGGUGCCUGCAAGUGGUGGGACAUGCGCAAUAUGGAUGAACCCACUGAUGAGAUGAUUAUCGAUGUAGUGAAGUCGUCGUUUGACGUGCAAACAAUGGCUAAUGCGAACGGCAUUACUGUGAUGGAGUACGAACCCACGAUUCCGACGCGAUUUAUGGUCGGUACUGAAAACGGACUGGUAGUCGGUGGCAACCGCAAGGGCAAAACUCCUAUGGAAAAGCUACCGGCGAAGUUUGAGGCGCACCUGGGCCCAGUAUGGUCGCUGGAACGAAACCCUGGAUUUCUUAAAAACUUCCUCACAGUAGGAGACUGGACUAUGCGUGUUUGGAGUGAGGAUUGUCGUGAGUCUGCUGUUCUUUGGUCGCCACCGAAUCGGCAGAAAAUAACCGCCGCAACUUGGAGCCCCACUAGGCUGUCGCUGCUUGCAGCGGUGCAGUGGGAUGGUUUGUUGGCCACGUGGGAUCUAUUACGGCGUCAACAUGAGCCUACUCUUACAAUGCACGUGUGUGACGAGCCACUUCUGCGCUUGCGCAUGCAUGAGGGGGGUGCGUUUGUGGCCUGCGGCAGCCGUAAAGGCAACGUCUACAUGGUAGAGUACUCACAAAACAUGACACAGUCUGAUAAGAACGACAAAAUACUUCUGACUGCGAUGUUAGAGCGGGAGAGUAAACGAGAGCGUAUUCUCGAAGCGCGUAUGCGUGAGAUUCGUCUUAAGUUACGACAGGCGGAGGAAGGCAGUCCAGCCGCCUCUGUCACUGAGUUUGACCCAAGUGUUGGAGAUCGCGAUCUGGCCGAGGCCACAGCGGAAUACAUGCAGGGCGUGAAGAAGGAGCUCGCUGCCAUGUAG